Asterias rubens (European starfish) is the source of this 3177-nucleotide messenger RNA. RefSeq lists its product as uncharacterized. The coding region runs from base 262 to 3177 and encodes 971 amino acids. The transcript has 6 exons. The record is from RefSeq and is a predicted model, not a curated record. Lineage: Eukaryota; Metazoa; Echinodermata; Asteroidea; Forcipulatida; Asteriidae.
GUUGUGAGUAGUUUGUGCAUGUUGUGAGCUAGCCUUCGAUUGCUCGCCGUGGAUCAGAGCAGAGCACAGGGCGAAUUGAAGCCAACGUGGCCGGGCUACACUACCCAAAUCAUCGAUUACUACCCAGCAGUGUGUCAGUGCUUCAUGGUUUCAAGAACACUCUGGGAUUCGGUCUUCAAAUCCUGCCCAACACACUCUUGAUCUAGCGAGUUGCCUCUUCAACAUUCCAAAGGACCGGUCGACCCUGUGUAAUCGUUGAUCAUGGCAUCGAACCGGGGCCAAAGCCAGGCCCAGGGCCCUGGCUCGGGCUCGACACACCCGGUGUCUCAAACCGCUUCAGAGAGAGGGGUCAGGUUCUUACUCCAUACUGGAUUGAUUCAACCGCUCCGAGUUGAUUUUUGUUUUGACGGGGGUAGUUUUCCUAUGGAAAAAGAGGGUUGUAACACCUGGUCAUGUAAACAUAUGCCACCUCCGAAACUGUCAUACUACUACAAAUUCUGCACAAAUUCACUUAACCCCAAAAAGUUUGAGCAGACUCCGCAGUUCCAGAUGCUCCCAUCUAGGCCACUUCAUGUUCACCAUGACAUUCUGCUACCAAAUCUCCCAACUUCCUACCUCCUUGGCCUUGUUUUUCAUCUGCAAGACAUUUAUAACACAAAACAAACAAAUGUCCAGACAAAAAUAAAUGAAAUGUUGCAUCUUCUUAGUCCAUUUGGCAGAAAGGAACUGAAGGAACUAAAGGAGCUGCGAAAGUGCCUCCCAUAUUAUGCAGAUAAAAUGAAAAACAGUGUUUUGUUGGUCUGGAUUAUUCAGUCCAUUGAAAAGGCAACUUCACACAGUCAGUUGACAGUUUUGUCAGUUCUUGUUGCUUACCUAAACCCAAGAUUGGACAUUGUGCGUGUAAUUGAAGACUCAAAACUCAGGAAACUCAUAGGAAGUCUUUACAAAGCUGAUAAGUACGACAUGGGUGAAGAAUCUGAAGAUAAACUAAAAUCACUUGUACCGGCCAUACUGAAACGUAUUGGAGAGUUCCACUGGCUCUAUAUGGUGCUUUACUGUUUUCCAUUGUUUGAUGAGAGCUACAUUCUGCAGCAAAGAAAAAAGCUGUAUGGCAAGGCACCUUGUUCACACUGUGUUUCAGCCACACUGCUCCCCCGUCUACAACAAGAUAGGUUCAAUCUAGCCACCAAGAAAAUCAUCGUUGAGAUCGAAGAACUUCAGGAGAAAGAAAAGUCGAAGGAUCAGCGAUCUCCAAAACAAGGAUUGCUGAAAAAUCAAACCAAUGAUCCAUUGUCAUCUGAAAACGACCUUGUGCAUGAUCCUUCGAGAGCCAUGGAGGGGACAGCUGACAGUGCUCAAGAUGAAGUUACACAUCAAGAGACUCCCUGUACAGAAGAGAGUGCAGAAAAUUGGGUGUCCCAUAGCUUCUGUAUCCUUCUUGAGGCUGAAAACGUCAAAGAAAUGCAGCUGGUUAUCCAAGAAGAAGGUUCUGACGUGAGCGUUCACACACAGACAUUUUUAAUGACACAGAGCAAGGUCACUGAACCGUUUUUCAAUAAAACCUGGUGGAAGGGCAAGAUUGAUAUACACUUGCCAGAAAAGCCAAAAUACACAUACAAGUAUAUGAAUAUUCAAGAGGGUAGGUUUUGGAGAUCAAUUCCCACCACCGAGCAAGGCAACAGAACGAUAGAUUCAACUGUGCAUGAGGAUAUAUUCAACCACAACUUAUCAGUAAUACAGGAGAUAAUUGGACACACACAUUAUAAACUGGAGCUACGCAUGUUAGUAAAUAAGGAAAACUUAACACAACAUCUUUUCAAUGAUGGCGCAAAAAAGCUUGACAAGUUGGCAAUUGACAUUCGAAACAAGAACUUCCUGAAGAAUGUUCAGUCACACAUUUUAAGCCUUAUUGAUAGUGUGGGUAACACAGAUGCUCAGAUUAUCUUUCUUGCAAGUCUACUGGGCAUUUUUACGUUUCAUGCAAUGCCAAGCUUGACAAAGGUAGCAACUACCAUCCUUAAAGCUUUUCAAAACUGUAAAGAUGCCAUUCUUCCAUCGCUAGAGAAGCAGCACAACAAAGUUGUAUCAGGUUGCCUCAUGGAAAUAGUAAGAAGUUCCAUACAAGUUCUCAAAGGAAGUUGGCUGCAGCUUGUCUUUUACACGUACCCUGCCUCGACUGCAACAGAGUUGUGUUCCUUGCGUCACAGAUGGCCUCGUGUGCCUCAAACAGCUGAACUAGCAGGUAACGAAGAAGAAUUCAUGUCUGCCUGCUUCAAACACUUUGGUUGCAAGGAGGAUGAAAGGCUUCUCAGUUUGGUGUUUCAGAGCAUUGCAGAUGUAAAGCUUCUCCUGCAAGUUCUGAAAAAACCGGAGCAUGCUCAUAUCUUCCAGGAUGACAAUGGAUACAGAAGCUGGGUGAAGGAUGCACUCCAAAGACGCAUGCAGUCGAUGAAACCAGAAGAUAUCCAUAGCAUCUGGAAAGAGGUUGCUGAAACAGAUGUUAGCAGAAUGCAUUUGCUUGGAAAAGAACUUGUCCUGGAUUCACUCUCUCACAGUCGAGAGUGGUCAACCGAUGCAAAUAUGUUUAUGAGAAGUUUGCUUUAUGGUACAGGCUUCUGGACAACAUAUCAAGAUCAUCAACUUUCAGACAGUCUUCUCAAGGUCUUGCACAAAAUGCUGGAGCAGAAAGACACACAGGAGGGCAUUGACUUAAAUUUGGAAGUCGUUUCCAUGCAGUGGAUAACCAAAUGGUUAAGUCUGGAAGACCUUCAGAGACUGACUGGAACCAUGUUCGAGAAACAACUUCAAAGUGGAUUGCAACCAGCACAAGUAGUGCAAUGCAUCUACACAUUCCUAAGUACUGUGCACUCAAUCCAGUGGUUUAGUGAGCUUUCAGAUUUUGUUGAGCAGCUAGAUGUAGUGACUUUGGGUUUUAUUAUGGAGAAAAAAUAUCAAGAUCGACUUCUAGAAAUAGUGUUCGGCCAUCCCAAAAGAGCACAAAUGACCCUGCCGGAUUCAGGAAUGAAGCUCAUUGUGAAGCACUUGAUCUCGAGUAUCCAAAGCACAAGCUACAUCUGUGACCUACUGAAACCGUAUGCGCCCAAAGGAGUCAUCGAUCUGCACUCUCGGAAUGAACAGGCAGCUUUGCCUGUUGGAUCAAAAGUCAUUUUCUCAUAA